Molecule: messenger RNA, 2673 nt
Organism: Brienomyrus brachyistius
Lineage: Eukaryota; Metazoa; Chordata; Actinopteri; Osteoglossiformes; Mormyridae
Exons: 15
Coding region: 86-2518 (810 amino acids)
Biological process (GO): rRNA processing
Cellular component (GO): small-subunit processome; nucleolus
Source: RefSeq, a predicted model, not a curated record
CGCAAAGCGUUUACGACAGUUUUACAAAACGUCCAGAAACCGAUUUACGGCACCUCAGCUGCACGUGGGUAGUUGCGUGAACAUCAUGGCAAAGAGCAAAGUUAAACACGCUGUAAAGGCUCCUAUACCUUCAAGCACGAGUGUGAAGAAGAACCAGUUGUCAUAUGACGAUGAUGAAGAUGAAUUAUUUGAGGAUGAUACUGUUAUCAGUGCAAGCGAAGAUGAGGGCGGAAGCGAUGAUGAAAGGAAACAUCGCAAACUCCUGGAAGCAAUUGGCUCCCUGGAUGGAAAGAAAAGGAGGAAACUGGCUGAGCGAUCAGAGGCAAGUCUGCAGGUGUCUGAGUUCACUGUCAGCGCUGAAGGUGCUGGGGAAAAAAUCAGGUUGUGUGACCUGCUGGGUAGGAUGGACCAAGUCCCUUCUGCUGUCAGUAAAACCAAGAAACAGCUGAAGAAUCUACAGAAUCAGAAGGACACUGUGGAACUGCCUCUAAGUCGGCAGCAGACCGAGAAGAUCCAAAGAGAGGCGGCGUAUGAAAAGGCGACAAAGACCGUUUCUCAGUGGCAGCCUGUGGUGGAACAGAACAAAAGAGCUGAACAACUGGUUUUCCCUUUGAACCAGGAGCCUUCUGGCCCAAAGCGUGUGGAGCAAGUGGUAGUUGGAUGGAAGGCACAGACUCCAUUAGAACAGGAGAUAUUCAGGCUUCUACAUAAGAACAUGCAGCCUGUCCAUGAUCCUGUUCUGACACCCUUAGAGGAGGCGUCCCUGAAGGCCAUGAGCCUGGAAGAGGCAAAGAUCCGUCGUGCUGAGCUGCAGAAGGCCAGAGCUCUCCAGUCCUACUAUGAGGCGAAAGCCAGACGGGAGAGGAAGAUAAAAAGCAAAAAGUAUCACAAGGUGCUGAAGAAAGCGAAGCGCAAGGAGUUUCUGCGAGAGUUUGAGGAAAUGCGCGAGUCUAACCCAGCGGCUGCCCUCGAGGAGCUGAAGAAGAUGGAGUUGGCCAGGAUGCAGGAAAGGAUGUCGCUGAAGCACCAGAACAGCGGGAAGUGGGCAAAGUCAAAGGCGAUCAUGGCCAAAUAUGAUACAGAGGCUCGCAAGGCCAUGCAGCAGCAGCUGGAGAUGAAUAAGGAACUGACCCAGAAGCUCGUAGUGCCCUCAGAAGAGGAGGAGGUGGAGCAGGAGGAGGCGGAGGUGCUGCCGGAUUUUGUUAAUGAAGCUCAGUCCGUUACUGACCCCGCCAAUCCCUGGAUGACGGGCAGGCUGACCCAAGAAUCCUCAGAACCAGGGGACAAUGAGGAUGAGCCAAUGACGGGGGACAAGAGUCAGCUAGGGGGAGUGCCCGAGGAAGAGGAGGAAGAGGAGGAACAUUUGGACGAUGAGGAAGUCCUGUUAAGGCAGUUUGACGAGAAACGAAAGUUGCGGCAAUUGGAAAAGGAGGGCUUGGUGCCGUCUCUACUGCUGCCGGAUACAGACACUUUGGAAGAAAAGGAAGAACCUGUGGUAGACAGCUCUGAGGAUGAGAAUGAGGAAGAUGUUUCGGAGUUCAACAGCCUUUUUCUGAAGGUGGUGAAAGAUCGCUGUCGGGCACCAGUGGGUGAGACGAAAAAGCCAGAAUCAAAGGGAACAGAGAAGGAAGAACCAGCCUUGCUGGAAGAAGGACCAACACGAGUCGUGACCCUGGAGGAUAUGGACCGCCUCCUCAGUCAAGAAGGUUCCGGAGAGGAUAGUGAAAUGGCAAACCAGGUGGUCUCUCCCCCCCCAGCAGUGCGAUCUAGUGGAACUACAAGCCAGCAGGGGGAAAAGUCGAAAAAGAAUAAAAGAAAAAAAGUAAUUGACUGCAAUAAAGUGCUGACAAAAGAAACGCGAGCUCUGGAGGUGCCUCUACUCCCUACAGUCAUUGAUGACGAGGAGAAUGAGGUGGAUCAGAAGUUGAUUAUAAAGGAGGCGUUUGCUGGGGACGAUGUGGUGUCGGACUUCCUGAAGGAGAAGAGGCAGCAGGAGGAGGCGGGCAAGCCGAAGGUGGUGGACCUGACCCUGCCCGGUUGGGGAGAGUGGGGCGGAGUCGGCCUCAAACCUUCACGCAGGAAACGCAGAAGGUUUCGUGUAAAAGUUGCUCCCCCUCCUCCAAGACAGGAUGAGAAGCUUCCCACCGUCAUAAUCUCAGAGAAAAGGGAUUCUUCAGUGGCUGCUCAUCAGGUCAGUCAGCUGCCGUUCCCCUUUGAGAACCCGAAACAGUUCGAGCGUAGCAUAUGCACGCCCAUCGGCAACACGUGGAACACCCCACGUACCGUGCAGAAAUUCACAGCCCCGAAGGUUAUCAGCCGAAUGGGAGCCGUCAUAGAGCCCAUUUCCCGGGAAGACAGCCUCGGUGGCAAGACGCAGUCGACCACAGGGAAGGCGCCGGACAUUCAGCUGCCAACAGGCGGCGCCAAGGGCAAAGGGUCACAUAAAGAGAGGAAGCGGGGACGGCUGGACCCCUCACAGCCAAGCAAAGCCAAGAAGUCAAAGGCACAAGCUGAAUAGCUGCAGCUCAGAACAUCUGCAACAUCUUUGCGCCAAAAAUCAAACUUUUCAUUCGUGGAUUAAAGAAAAAAAAAAAUCAAUUGUAACAUGAUAUGAACCUCCAAUUGUAAAGGUAUUCAUAAAUGGAAAAUAUUCACUAUAAAUACAUUUCUUCC